AUGUUUGCAGCAGUUGCCUUCUACCCGUCACUGACGUACAAUAUUAUACGAAAUUAUUUACAACCUAAGAGAUGGCCAUGGUACAGUCGCAUUGAUGAGACCGUUCUUUUAGGAGCUUUGCCAUUUCAAAGCAUGACUAAAGAGUUUUUGAAAGAAAACGUCGGAGGUGUUGUUUGUUGUACAGAAGACUAUGAACUUCGUGCAGGUUGGAGAGUGAUGCGUGAAAGUGAUUGGACUAGCAGAUCAAUUGCUUUUCACAGGGUGCCCAUGAAGGAUUUUACGGGGACCACAUCGGUGGCUAAUAUACAUGGAGCAGUUGAGUUUAUAAAUAAAAUCGGCAAAACUGGAAAAUCAGUGUAUGUUGUUGUAUUAUAUGUUCAUUGCAAAGCGGGUCGCAGUAGAAGCGCUAUGAUAGUUCUUUGUUACGUGAUGCAUAAGAAGGACUGGAUGCCAAACGUCGCUUUUGAUUACUUAACAAUGAAGCGGUCGCAAGUUAUUUUUAGAACAGAACACUGGAAAAGUAUUAAUGAUUACAGACAAUUUUUAGAUUCUCAUAAGCAUUAA
This is a messenger RNA of Enterobius vermicularis (human pinworm), 564 nucleotides long. NCBI's taxonomy places the organism in Eukaryota, Metazoa, Nematoda, Chromadorea, Rhabditida, Oxyuridae. The record is from the annotation of a GenBank genome assembly.